Molecule: messenger RNA, 309 nt
Organism: Cylicostephanus goldi
Lineage: Eukaryota; Metazoa; Nematoda; Chromadorea; Rhabditida; Strongylidae
Source: the annotation of a GenBank genome assembly
AUGCACGAGAAAAGCCCCUUUACCAUGUGGGACUUCUUGCAACAACGAAAGCGUUGGUUGCAGGGUAUUCUCCUGACUGUACAUUCGCCAAGAAUUGCUAUAACACAUAAGGCUUUGCUUGCCUUGUCGUUAUAUGCAUGGGCAACGAUGCCGAUAACAUCACUGCAGGUGUUCCUCUGCCCUCUAUUUCCGCUUCCGCGUUGUCUUCCAUUCGAUUUCGCAUUAUCAUUCGUUGGUGCUAUCAAUUUAUACAUGUAUAUAUUUGGAGUGGUGAAAUCAUUUUCGCAUAAAUACAGGUACGUUCAUUAG